CGCCAUUAGCCGUCGCUCCGCUUCGCCAUCUCGGGCUUUGUCUGGCGGCUUGCUGCCCCGGCGUCGGCUGCGGCGGAGCUGCGGCUCAGCUCUUCGGCCCGCCGCACCCUUAAGGUGCCCUUGGCCCGUGGUCCCAUUCACACGCUCGGGUGAGGUGGCUUUGACCCCGGCUUGCCUGGCCAGCACGACCGAGGAAGUGGCUGGACGGCUGGAGAAUGAACGGAGAAGCCGACUGCCCCACAGACCUGGAAAUGGCCGCCCCUAAAGGCCAAGACCGCUGGUCCCAGGAAGACAUGUUGACUUUGCUGGAAUGCAUGAAGAACAACAUUCCAUCCAAUGACAGCUCCAAGUUCAAAACCACCGAGUCACAUAUGGACUGGGAAAAAGUAGCAUUUAAAGACUUUUCUGGAGACAUGUGCAAGCUGAAAUGGGUGGAGAUUUCUAACGAGGUGAGAAAGUUCCGUACAUUGACAGAAUUGAUCCUCGAUGCUCAGGAACACGUUAAAAAUCCUUACAAAGGCAAAAAACUCAAGAAACAUCCGGACUUCCCAAAGAAGCCCCUGACCCCUUACUUUCGCUUCUUCAUGGAGAAGCGGGCCAAGUAUGCUAAACUCCACCCGGAGAUGAGUAACCUGGACCUGACCAAGAUUCUGUCCAAGAAAUACAAGGAACUGCCGGAGAAGAAGAAGAUGAAAUAUAUUCAGGACUUCCAGAGGGAGAAACAGGAGUUUGAGCGAAACCUCGCCCGAUUCAGGGAGGAUCACCCAGACCUAAUCCAGAAUGCCAAGAAGUCGGACAUCCCCGAGAAGCCCAAAACCCCCCAGCAGCUGUGGUACACCCACGAGAAGAAGGUGUAUCUCAAAGUGCGGCCAGAUGCCACUACGAAGGAGGUGAAGGACUCCCUGGGGAAGCAGUGGUCUCAGCUCUCGGACAAAAAGAGGCUGAAAUGGAUUCAUAAGGCCCUGGAGCAGCGGAAGGAGUACGAGGAGAUUAUGCGUGACUACAUCCAGAAGCAUCCUGAGCUCAACAUCAGUGAGGAGGGCAUCACCAAGUCCACCCUCACCAAGGCUGAACGCCAGCUCAAGGACAAGUUUGAUGGGCGACCCACCAAGCCACCUCCGAACAGCUACUCACUGUACUGCGCAGAGCUGAUGGCCAACAUGAAGGAUGUGCCCAGCACAGAGCGCAUGGUGCUAUGCAGCCAGCAGUGGAAGCUCCUCUCCCAGAAGGAGAAAGACGCCUACCACAAGAAGUGCGACCAGAAAAAGAAGGAUUAUGAGGUGGACCUGCUCCGUUUUCUAGAGAGCCUGCCUGAAGAGGAGCAGCAGCGGGUCCUGGGGGAAGAGAAGAUGUUGAACAUCAACAAGAAGCAAGCCACCAGCCCAGCCUCCAAGAAGCCCUCCCAGGAUGCGGGCAAGGGCGGCUCGGAGAAGCCCAAGAGGCCCGUGUCAGCCAUGUUCAUCUUCUCGGAAGAGAAGCGGCGGCAGCUGCAGGAGGAGCGGCCCGAGCUCUCAGAGAGCGAGCUGACCCGCCUCCUGGCCCGCAUGUGGAAUGACCUGUCGGAGAAGAAAAAGGCCAAGUACAAGGCCCGGGAGGCGGCGCUGAAGGCCCAGUCGGAGAGGAAGCCAGGCAAGUUGCCGGAGUCGCCCAAGAGAGCAGAGGAGAUCUGGCAACAGAGUGUCAUUGGCGAUUACCUGGCCCGCUUCAAGAAUGACCGGGAGAAGGCCUUGAAAGCCAUGGAGAUGACUUGGAACAACAUGGAAAAGAAGGAGAAACUGAUGUGGAUUAAGAAGGCAGCCGAAGACCAAAAGCGAUACGAGAGAGAGCUCAGUGAGAGGCGGGCACCCCCGGCUGCUGCAAACUCCUCCAAGAAGAUGAAGUUCCAGGGAGAACCCAAGAAACCUCCCAUGAAUGGUUAUCAGAAGUUCUCCCAGGAGCUGCUGUCCAAUGGUCAACUGAACCACCUGCCGCUGAAGGAGCGCAUGGUGGAGAUUGGCAGCCGCUGGCACCGCAUCUCCCAGAGCCAGAAGGAGCACUACAAGAAGCAGGCUGAGGAGCAGCAGAAACAGUACAAAGUGAACCUGGACCUCUGGGUCAAGAGUCUGUCUCCCCAGGAACGUGCAGCAUAUAAAGAGUACAUCUCUAAUAAACGUAAGAAUAUGACCAAGCUGCGAGGCCCAAACCCCAAGUCCAGUCGGACUGCCCUGCAAUCUAAGUCGGAGUCUGAGGAUGAUGAUGAAGAGGAUGAGGAUGAAGACGAGGAGGAUGAGGAGGAGGAAGACGAUGAGAACGGGGACUCCUCUGAGGAUGGCGGGGACUCCUCCGAGUCCAGCAGCGAGGAUGAGAGCGAGGAUGGGGAUGAGAACGAGGAGGACGAUGAGGAUGAGGACGACGACGAGGACGAUGACGAGGAUGAGGACAACGAGUCCGAGGGCAGCAGCUCCAGCUCCUCCUCCUCGGGGGACUCCUCGGACUCUGACUCCAACUGAGGCUCAGCCCCACCCGGGGCUCCCUUCUCCGGCUGAACACCUUUGUUUCUCCCCCAUGUUCUGUCCCCUGCCCCUUGGCCUCCCCCACUUUCUUUCUUUCUUUUUUUUUUUUUUUAAAACAAAACAAAACACGGUGGGGGGUAGGCGCUGGAGGCGCCCAGGCCAGAACUCUUCGGCCUCAGAGACAUCAGCCCUGGGGGGCCCUCCAGGGAGCGUACCCAUCAGACUGAGCCACCACUGGACUGGUCCAGCCCACCCCCUCUUCUGCACUUGCGGUUUCCGGCAUGGACAAUGGACCCGGGAGUGGGUCGGGGUUCCCAAAGAGUUCAGUGAGGCCCCCUACAUCUGCAGCCCAACCCAAGGGAGGGUGGAAGCUUGAGGAAGACCCCUUUCUUUCCAGAGGGGCUUGCAGCCUGGAUCCCUGCAUUGGAACUGGAGGCAGGGAACAUGGGAGAAGAGGGCCGGCGCCUAUGAAGAAAUAGGCCUUGCCCCAUGGCCCUCUUCUUCCCUGCCCCCUGCGGGAAGGAGCUGCCUGGACCCACUCAUGGGGGCGGGGGGGGAGGGGGCAGAAGUGUUUUUUAUAUAUGUGUAUAUAUUUUUUUUUUAAGCUCUGAGCUGUCAACGAGACGUUUCCUACCGA
Budorcas taxicolor (takin) is the source of this 3129-nucleotide messenger RNA. It is a transcript of the gene UBTF, whose product is annotated as upstream binding transcription factor. The coding region runs from base 216 to 2489 and encodes 757 amino acids. NCBI's taxonomy places the organism in Eukaryota, Metazoa, Chordata, Mammalia, Artiodactyla, Bovidae. The transcript is spliced from 21 exons. The record is from RefSeq and is a predicted model, not a curated record.